Molecule: messenger RNA, 5337 nt
Organism: Iphiclides podalirius (scarce swallowtail)
Lineage: Eukaryota; Metazoa; Arthropoda; Insecta; Lepidoptera; Papilionidae
Source: the annotation of a GenBank genome assembly
AUGUCGGGCCCGGCGCGUGCGCGCCCCAAAGCGCUCUACCUCGUCCGCCUCGUGCCCGCCAUCCUCCUGCUGCACUGGACCCCGCAGCCGGCAUCAGCCGUCGUAUGCAAUCAGACAGUUUGCGACUGUGCUGGCUUGAAAGGCGAUCGGGGCGAUCCCGGACCUCCCGGCAUUCCAGGCCUUCAAGGAGAAUACGGGGACGAUGGGCCUGAAGGUCGUAUUGGAAUACAGGGUGAAGCUGGUGAAUGGGGUGAACGAGGGGAUAGCGGUGACAAAGGCGAACGGGGCUUGGACGGCCCGUACGGUCGCAGAGGAUACACAGGACCUCAGGGACCCCAUGGAUUGGAAGGCGUUAGAGGAUUGUCAGGAUUCGAUGGAUGUAGUGGUAUUGAUGGCGUUACUGGACCAUCAGGAAGGCAAGGUCCUCCCGGUGACAGGGGUCUAAUGGGACCAUAUGGAGAAAAAGGCUCACAGGGUUUAGCUGGAGAAGGAGGUGUUAAUUCGAGAGGAGCUAAGGGAGAUCAAGGAGAUUAUGGGCUUCAUGGAUUGCCUGGACCACCUGGACCAAUGGGUUGGAGAGGAGAUAGUGGGCUUCGUGGUGAAGAAGGUGAUGAGGGACUAAUGGGCGCUAAAGGUGAACCAGGCUAUAGAGGAGACCCAGGUGAUGAUGUUGUAGGUCCUCCUGGAGUAAAAGGAGAUCAAGGAGAAAUUGGUGAACCAGGCAGGCCAGCAACAAUCGUGAACAUUGAUACCUUUAAACAUAAUCUAAGCAUAAUAGCUAGAGGAGACAAAGGUGAAAAGGGGCUGAAAGGUAUGCAAGGUGUAAAAGGGUUAAAAGGAGAAACCGGUUCCAGGGGUCCAAUGGGUCCAUUUGGGCUGAACGGUCCACAAGGAUACAAAGGAGACCAAGGAGAAGAUGGAUCAAGAGGAAAGCCUGGGCGUAGAGGAAAGGAUGGUCCUCCAGGACCUAAAGGUGAUAAGGGAGCGCCAGGUUUUGUCGGUUUCGAUGGAGAAGAUGGCCUUACAGGACCACCAGGAGAAGAUGGUAGGCCUGGAAUACCCGGUGAGCAAGGGCCUAUGGGAGAACCCGGAAUUUUUGAUGAGAGAUUAAAUGAACCUUUAUUACCGGGCGCUCCCGGUCCACAGGGUCCAAUUGGGUAUGAGGGACCAAUAGGAGCUCCAGGAGUGGAUGGAUCACCAGGAUUACCUGGUAUUAUGGGACUACCUGGUUUACCUGGUACAAAAGGAUUCCCAGGUAGAGUAGGAAACCCUGGAGUUUCCCCAAAAGGAGAACUAGGGAGUGAUGGGUUUAAAGGCUUACCUGGGCCCCGUGGGCCUCCAGGCUUAUCAGGUUUACCUGGAACAUUAGGACCCAAAGGAUUUAAAGGAUCGACAGUUGUGGGUCCCGAUGGAGAAGACGGUAUGCCUGGUGCUGACGGUAUACCUGGGCCUCGAGGAGAUAGGGGUGAUUCGGGAUUUAUGGGUCCACCAGGAUAUCCAGGACGUGGUGUACAUGGGAUGGGACCACAAGGAGAAGAUGGCCCGCCAGGGCCGCCUGGUUUUCUUGGUAGUCCAGGAACUCCUGGUCGCCCAGGUUAUCCUGGGCUGAAAGGUCAAAGGGGUGAUGACUGUCCGUUCUGUAAAUCAGGUUUACCGGGUCCAAAGGGUCAAAGAGGGGAUGACGGUUUUCCGGGACAAAAAGGAUACCCAGGAGUUGAAGGUCUUCCAGGAGCACGUGGUCAGCAAGGGUUUCCGGGUAGUUCUGGUAUUCCUGGCCCAAAAGGUCCAAGGGGUAAUAAAGGACAAUCUGGUAUGGCUGGACCCCAAGGAUUAAAAGGACAAAAAGGAAGGCUAAUAGAGCCUCCGUUAGACUUAACACUAGCAGAACGGGGCCCACCAGGAGAUAGAGGAUUUAUUGGUGAACCGGGCCUAACAGGGGACGCAGGAUGGCCUGGUUAUCGCGGCGAUUUUGGCCCUAUUGGAAUUAAGGGAAGAAUGGGAGAUUUCGGCCUUCCCGGUCCUCCGGGGCGUAACGGAUCUCGCGGACGAGAUGGGGCUCCUGGUUGGCCAGGCGCAGAUGCUGAUAUUCCAAUGGCAUUUUUGCACGGUGAAAAGGGAGAACCGGGCUUGAAGGGUGAACUUGGAGAUACCGGUGAACCAGGUUUGGAUGGUGAAGUUGGAGAUUCUUUAGAAAAUGGUAUCAACGUCAAAGGUGAAAGAGGCCCCCCCGGAUUUCCUGGCAGAAAAGGAUUCCGCGGAAGAAAAGGGGAGCGUGGUGAUAUGGGAUAUGACGGAUUUAGGGGUACCCCUGGUGAUCAAGGACCCGUAGGUAAUUAUAUUCAGGGACCGGUGGGAAUAAAGGGAUUUGUUGGAGAAAAAGGAGAAAUUGGGCCUAGCGGGGAGCCAGGUACACGUGGUCAGCGAGGAAUGACUGGUUUCGGAGGAAACAAGGGAUUCAAAGGAUCCAGGGGUGACGCCGGCCUUGCUACAAUUUUCGGUGAAAGAGGUACAGAUGGCUUUCCCGGUGAGCAGGGUGAUAUAGGAGAACCAGGGUACUCUGGUACUCCGGGGCGCUCAGGUGUGAUUGGGAUUAAAGGACAAACGGGAGAGCCGGGCGACGAUGGACUUGACGGACCACGGGGGCCUCCAGGAAGAAAAGGUUUACCAGGAAUAAUUGUGCAAGGUGCUCCUGGACUGCACGGAAGACCAGGAUUACCAGGUCUAAUGGGUCCCAUUGGCGAACCAGGUUUACAAGGAUUUAAUGGACUGCAAGGAGAUGUUGGUCCUAAAGGUGUAAAGGGAGAAGCUGGUCGUACAGGAAAAAGAGGCUGGACGGGCGAUAUGGGACCGAUUGGUAUCCAAGGAUUCCCCGGAAUAAUGGGAUCACCUGGAUCUAAUGGCUUAACGGGAGAUCGUGGUGAAAGUGGAGUGCCAGGAUAUCCAGGACAAACAGGCAGAGUAGGUUUUCCAGGAUCAGAUGGACCUAAGGGUAUGCGCGGUAAUACGGGAUUAAUGGGUAGGCUUGGAUUGGAUGGUCCAUCUGGAGUCAAAGGGGAAAGGGGAGAUGAAGGAUUUAUAGGACUUCAAGGUAUACAAGGUGACAAUGCUUCAAUUGGCAUGAAGGGGGACGUUGGAGAGCCAGGUUUGGAAGGUUUGAAUGGAACACCAGGACUCAUGGGCUUUAAAGGAUUUAAAGGAGAUAGAGGAAACCUCGGAUUAGCUAUUGAAGGAAAUGAAGGUAUCAAAGGAGAAGAAGGUGAUGCUGGUUUACCAGGUCUUCCUGGUUAUGAUGGAGCAAAAGGUGAAUUAGGUAAUUACGGAAUUGAAGGUAUUCGUGGAGAAACCGGUGAUAAAGGAUAUGCUGGCGUGCCUGGAAUUCCAGGAAGACGUGGUAUAAAUGGUUUAAAAGGUCGGCGGGGAUUAAGAGGUCCAGUUGGAGUAAAAGGCGACAAAGGAGAAUUAGGAAUGGAAGGAGAGCCAGGUAUUAUGGGUAGACCCGGUCUUCCGGGAGAAGAGGGUUUACCGGGUCCACAAGGAAGAAGAGGCGAAAUCGGUUUUAAAGGACAACAAGGUGAAAUGGGUAUUACUACAUAUUUACUCGCCACGAAAGGUGACAUGGGAGAUAUUGGGAUUGACGGAAUACCUGGAAUCAAAGGAGAACCAGGCGAAUUUGGCUUCUACGGAUCUAAAGGGAUUAAAGGGGAGCGAGGGGAUAUAGGUUUUAAAGGGGAAAUGGGUGAACAAGGCUUAAGUGGAAUAAAGGGUAUGUUGGGUGACGUAGGUGCACCAGGAUUGCCCGGUUUAGAUGGUAUUAACCCGGAGAGAGGGGAAAAAGGUAUUUCAGGAAUCGAUGGACUUCCGGGAUGGCCUGGACCAAUGGGCCAAAAAGGUGCCCCUGGUGAGUAUGGCAUAAAUGGUCCUAUUGGAGAACCUGGACCACCAGGGCUCAGUUUUCAGGGACCGAAAGGGUUCAAAGGCAUGGAUGGUAAUAUCGGGAGACCAGGAGCACCAGGCAAACCUGGACCUCCAGGACAACAAGGACCUCCUGGAUUCCCAGGACCUAUUGGUGAUAAAGGUAUUGAGGGAUCGACUUUUAGUGCUAAAGGGCAAUCAGGAAAUCCAGGACUCCCCGGAUACACAGGUUAUAAAGGGGAAAAGGGGGCAUCAGGUGAAAAUGGAGUGGACGGAAACCGGGGACCUCCAGGCCCAAUGGGACCAAAAGGAGAAAGGGGUGACACGGGUCUACAAGGACUUUACGGUAUCCAAGGAAUAAAAGGCGUUAGAGGAGAAAAAGGUGACACUUUACAUCCAUCAGAAAUAUUACCCGGUCCUGUUGGUGAUAUUGGUCCCAUAGGAUCCCAAGGUCGUCCAGGACGUGAUGGACUCCCUGGAGAAUUUGGACGUGAUGGAUUGCCUGGUCCAAAGGGUGAAAGAGGAGAUAUUGGUGAACAGGGCACUGUAGGACCACCAGGACUUGCAGGACCGCCGGGAAUUAAAGGACAAUUGGGUUUAGAAGGUUUUGUUGGGCUUCAAGGAGUAGCUGGAGCUCCUGGUAGAUCUGCACCACCUCCACCAAUACCAAAAUCAAGAGGAUUCUACUUUACAGUACAUUCGCAAACAAGAAUGAUUCCGCAGUGUCCAGCAGGAACAUUUAGGCGCUGCUGGAGCUGUCUACGAAAAUUCUCAACAAUGCCAUACAUGUUCUGCAAUCUUAACAACGUUUGUGACUUUGCUCAAAGGGAUGAUUACAGUUUCUGGCUCUCUACUCCGGAGCCUAUGCCUACUGCUAUGAGACCAAUACCUGCCCGAGAUGUCGGAACUUACAUAUCGAGAUGCCAAGUUUGUGAAUCAUCAACACGCACAAUAGCUAUACAUAGCCAAAGUAAUGAAGUACCGCCCUGUCCCCAAGGUUGGGAUGAAUUAUGGAUAGGCUACAGCUUUUUAAUGCACACAGCUGGAAUAGGCGCAUCUGGACAAAGCUUGAUAUCACCCGGUUCCUGUCUUCGUGAAUUCCGUACGCGUCCAUUUAUAGAAUGUAACGGACUUGGACGUUGUAACUACUUCGCAACUGCCGUUUCCUAUUGGCUUUCGACCAUUGAAGAUAAUCGAAUGUUCUUGCGUCCCAAUCAGCAAACAUUGAAAGUGGAUCAAGUAUCCAAAGUCAGCAGGUGUUCGGUUUGCAUGAGGCGGAGACCGGGUCCACCUGCUGGCGGCUUCUACCAGACCGGCGACGUAAGCUCGGUGCCAAACGCGGUGGUGCGCCGCCCGCCCGUCAACCGAAGACCAUACUCACAGUUUCCACGCCGGUAUCGUAUCACACGCGGCCGUCGUCGCCAG